AUGAUGACGAUGUGCCGUCUGCUGUGCGCCCUGUUGGUGCUCGCCCUGUGCUGCUGCCCGUCCGUGUGCGCGGAAGAGACUCAGAAGACUCAAGGUGAGGCUGAUGGAAGCGGCGUCAGGACGCCGCCCCCUCCACCAGAGCCAUCAACCACAACGACGACCGGUAAUCCAAAGCUCCCUGUAUCAGAGUCAGCACGUGAGGAUACCGGUCACUCAGGGUCCUCAAGCUCAGGGCCCGUUAAGGGACAGGAAACACCUGCCGAAGGGGAAAAAAGUUCGAAGAGUACGGUGAUGCAAUCAGAUGAAAAGACCAAUACGGCACAGACAGACGGUACGGCAGGGACAAAAAGUGACACGAGUACAACUGCAGGGAAAGCAGGUCGGAACGCCGAAUCUUCUGCCAACACAACCACGACCACUACAACACAGGCACCAAGUACUACGACUACAGAGGCGCCAACCACGACGACCACCCGCGCACCGUCACAUCUUCGCGAAAUCGACGGCAGCCUCAGCAGCUCUGCGUGGGUGUGUGCCCCGCUGCUGCUCGCCGUAUCCGCGCUGGCGUACACCGCUGUGGGCUAA
This is a messenger RNA of Trypanosoma cruzi, 585 nucleotides long. Its product is annotated as mucin TcMUCII, putative. The record is from RefSeq and is a predicted model, not a curated record. Bases 1 to 585 code for a protein of 194 amino acids. NCBI's taxonomy places the organism in Eukaryota, Euglenozoa, Kinetoplastea, Trypanosomatida, Trypanosomatidae. The transcript has a single exon.